Messenger RNA from Mytilus trossulus (common blue mussel), 1977 nucleotides. RefSeq lists its product as uncharacterized. The transcript has 2 exons. Gene Ontology annotation, biological process: protein monoubiquitination. Bases 94 to 1806 code for a protein of 570 amino acids. Gene Ontology annotation, molecular function: ubiquitin protein ligase activity. NCBI's taxonomy places the organism in Eukaryota, Metazoa, Mollusca, Bivalvia, Mytilida, Mytilidae. The record is from RefSeq and is a predicted model, not a curated record.
AAAACAUGUAUAUAGAACCUCGGUGGUGGAAAACACACGAACCAGAUAAUGUUCAAUUAUUGCAUUAUUGCUUAAAAAAUAAAGACAAAAACAAUGGCCUCAUCUGUCAAACAAUUUUGUACCAUUUGCCACGAUGAUGGAAUCUCCAACUCAGCAGUCACAUGGUGCACAGAAUGUGAGAUUUUCUUUUGUGAACCCUGUCAAAAACCUCACAGCAAGUCAAGAUUGUCUAAGAACCAUAAAACCAUGUCUGCUGAAAAUUACCAAAAGAUACCUACAUUCAUACGAGAAAUAAGUAGCCAAUGCAAAGACCAUAGGAAGAAGUUUGAACUAUAUUGUUCUUACCAUGCCUGUCCAUGUUGUGUUCAGUGCACCACAGAUAAACACCAAAAAUGUCACGACAUGAAACCACUGUCAGAUAUCCUAAAGCAAGUUAAAUCGUCUGCUUCAGUUCAACUUCUUGAAACAGAUUUGAAGGAUGUGAAGGAAAACUUAGAUACAGCCAUUAAGUACCUAAAAACAAGGAUCAGUACCAUCAAUACUCAAAAAAAGAAAGCCAUUGAGGAAAUCCAGAAGACGAGGAAGUCGAUAGCUGAUUACUUAAACAAAUUAGAACAAACCAUACUCGAUGACUUGGAGUUUAAACAUUCGAAGCUGAAAUUAAGCAUGACGACUCUAGUAGAACAAAUGGAACAGCGAGCCAGUAAGAUGAAACAAAUACAGAGUGAGUUUACUGAAAUGACAAAACAUGCAACUGAGUUACAAAUGUAUAUUGGUCUAAGAGAAAUUGAGAAAACAACUUCACAAACAGCAAAAUAUAUUGAAGAUUUAGAAAGUGGAGACAGCUUCUAUGAAAAGAAUCUAGAGGUUAAAAUUUCAUCUGCUCUUCGGUCAAUAUUAAAAGAUGUAAAAUCAUUUGGGGAUGUUAAGAUGAAUACCGCUUCAUCUACUCUCCAAAUAAAGACCGGAAGAAAUUAUCAAGCCCAGCAUUUGGUUCCAAAAGGUCCAGGAAUAGAUCAUAUUAAGCUAUCCUUCUCAAAAACACUCAUAAUUCCAGAAGAUAUGAGGACUUUGGAAAUUAAUGCCACUUUAAUUCUACCAAAUGGUAAGUUUGUAAUACUUGAUUCCAACAAAAGCCAACUAUUGAUGUUCAGCAAUGAAGGCAUCUUUAUCAGAGAAAUAGUUACGUUCACAGAUGGUCCAAAUGGUGCUUGCUUUGUAAGUCAAAAUACAGUGGCUGUCACAUUAGGCAAUAGAAAACAGACAACAUUAGUGGAUAUAGAAAAAAAUGCAAUCAUUGAAAGAAUUGAAUUUCCUCAUGAGUGUGAGGGUGUAGCAAGUGAUGGUAAAACUUUGGUUAUCAGCGAAGAUGGUGGACAGAUUACUACUGUUAAUCUGAAUGACAAGUCUCAAACAAUCUUAGAAGUGAUUGGGACUGAUUGUAUUUCAUUGUUCCAAGGAAAAAUAUAUUGUGCUGUUUACCUUGAAAGCAAAGUCUACUGCUACAAAAUUACUGGUGAGCCGCUGUGGACAUUUCAGCACCAAUAUAUUGCCAAGCCAGCAGGAAUUACAUUAGACAUGAAUGGCUUUGUUUAUAUAGUUUCUAAUGAAAACGAAAGCAUUGUGGUAGUAUCGCCCGAUGGUAAAACAUGUAAAAAAAUACUAUCAGAGGCUGAUGGAAUCGAUGAUCCGUGGGCAAUAGACAUUAACAGAGAAACAGGAAUGAUGAUUGUGUCAAGUGAAAUAAGUAAUGAUAGUGGUGCUAGUGGUGCAACCUAUGAAACAGCUUUUGUUUAUGAAAUCUAAAAUUAAAUUCAUAAUCUUAAUCAAUAAAAGUUUAUACAUAAAUGUGCAUAAUAUGUUUAAUCAACUUAGAUUAUAUCAAAUAUAUUACUAGGAUACAGUCCUAAUUAAGGCGUCUCCUUCUUUUUAUCAUAAUAGCCAUAAGGGAACUUCUUUACGGAAAUACUGAAUUAA